Molecule: messenger RNA, 1053 nt
Organism: Postia placenta MAD-698-R-SB12
Lineage: Eukaryota; Fungi; Basidiomycota; Agaricomycetes; Polyporales; Adustoporiaceae
Exons: 6
Coding region: 1-1053 (350 amino acids)
Source: RefSeq, a predicted model, not a curated record
AUGUCUGAGGGUCGUGUCCCCUCUCCAGCCAUCGAUGAGCGGCAGCCGCUGCUGACCGCCGACCCAGACUACGACGCAGAGAACCCUGUCGCUGAUGAGCCCAUAAAGAAGCGGAGCUGGUGGGCUAUCGGCUGGUACACCGUCCUCACGCUGCUCGGCGGCUUCGCUCUUGGCCUGUUUAUCAAGGGUUUCAUAGAUGCUGACGAUGUGGAGUUCGAUCUUGGGAAGGCAAUGAAGAGCGCACUGGGCGGCGGCUUGAGCGGUGCUGCGGCCAUGGUGCUGCAAGUGCUGACACUUAUGCCUCUGCGGACGGUGAUGAACUACCAAUACCGCUACGGUACGACGACCACACAAGCCAUCAAGACGCUCUACGCCGACGGCGGUUGGACACGAUACUACCAGGGCCUCACUGCGGCCCUUGUGCAGGGUCCUGUCUCACGCUUUGGUGACACAGCAGCAAACGCAGGGAUCCUUGCGCUGCUCCAGAGCAACUCGUUCAUGAAGCGGCUGCCCUCGCCCGUUAAGACGGUUUUCGCGUCCGUCGCUGCGGCGUGCUUCCGGAUGCUCCUUACGCCCGUGGACACGGUAAAGACGACGAUGCAGACCGACGGCAAGGCGGGCAUUGUUAUUCUGAAAGCCAGGAUCAAGAAGUACGGUAUUACCAGCCUGUGGUGGGGCGCGAUCGCGACUGCCGCAGCCACGUUUGUCGGGCACUUCCCAUGGUUUUCCACGUACAACUGGCUGGGAGAGGCGCUCCCGCAGCCGACCACGCUCUUCGAGAAGCUCCUCCGGCAGGCGUUCAUUGGGUUCUGCGCCUCGGUCGUUUCCGACACGGUAUCGAACUCGCUCCGCGUGGUGAAGACGUACCGCCAGGUGCACGAGCGCCGCGUGGGCUACGUGGAGGCUGCACAGGCUGUCAUCGCGACCGACGGCCUGCGCGGGCUGUUCGGGCGCGGGCUUAAGACCCGUAUUCUGGCGAACGGCCUGCAAGGCCUGAUGUUCUCGAUACUGUGGAAGUUGUUCAUGGACUUGUGGGAUGACAAGACGAAGUAG